AUGCGUGAAGGCAGAAAUGGACAGCACAUGAUGUAAUGAGCUUCAUGUCUGUGUUGCCAUGAGCGAACCUUUAGGUUGCAUGUUUUCUGCUGAAAUGUUUUAAGGUUUUAUUUUGGACUCGAGACAUUUUAAUUUAUUGAGAGACAGAACAAGAUGGACGCAAAAAAAAACUGUUUUAGUACAAAAAAUGUUAAGAAUAAACAAGAUCCAACUUAUUAUGAGGUGUAAAAUAAACGGGAAGGAGAAGAAAGGAUGGAUGGUUGGUUGGUUGGUUUACUGACCAGAAGGUUAAAGGUCAUAUCGGGUCCUGCUGGUUCUGAAUCAUGUCGGCCAUCUUGUUCUUUGUGUCAUCAGGAUCCUCGCCACCGUCGGUUCAGACUUCGACCUGCGAACGCUGCGCGCCGUCAGAGUUCUGAGGCCCCUGAAACUGGUGUCUGGGAUUCCCAGCCUGCAGGUUGUGCUGAAGUCCAUCAUGAAGGCCAUGGUUCCGCUGCUGCAGAUCGGCCUGCUGCUGUUCUUCGCCAUCGUCAUGUUCGCCAUCAUCGGGGUCGAGUUCUACAUGGGCAAGUUCCACCAGUCCUGCUUCAAGCCUGGAGCUGAGAGAGUGGUGGACUGGCCGUGUGGGUCGGAGUUGCCGGCCAGAACUUGUCCCAACGGCACCGUGUGCCAGGAGUACUGGACCGGGCCCAACUUCGGCAUCACCAACUUCGACAACAUCCUGUUCGCCGUGCUGACCGUGUUCCAGUGCAUCACCAUGGAGGGCUGGGUGGACAUCCUGUACAGCACUAAUGAUGCAGUGGGAAACAACUGGAACUGGCUCUACUUCAUCCCUCUCAUCAUCAUUGGCUCCUUUUUCAUGCUCAACUUGGUGCUUGGUGUCCUGUCAGGAGAAUUUGCCAAAGAGCGAGAACGAGUGGAGAAGCGUCAGGAGUUCCUGAAGCUCCGGCGACAGCAGCAGAUCGAGCGGGAGCUCACCGGCUACCUGGAGUGGAUCUGCAAGGCGGAGGAGGUGUUGCUAGAAGAAGAAGAUGAGAUUGCUGAGGAGAAGGCCCCGAUGGACGGCGCCUGGUACAAGAGGAAACAGAACCUUUCAGUUCUGAAGCGAGGGAAAAUCAAGAAGGGCAAAAACGAUCUGAUUGGUGCAGAGGAGGGCGACGAUCCCUUUGCUGACAUGUCCUCUGUUGUUCCCCCCGGCUCCCCGUUCGGUCGGGCCAGCGUGAAAAGCGGCGGGAAGAUGGACAGCUCAUCCUACUUCCGGCGCAAAGAGAAGCGCUUCCGGUUCUUCAUCCGGCGGAUGGUGAAAGCCCAGAGCUUCUACUGGAUCGUUCUGUGCCUGGUGGGCCUCAACACGCUGUGCGUGGCCAUCGUCCACUACGACCAGCCGGACUGGCUGACCAGGGCGCUCUACACAGCAGAGCUGGUGUUUCUGGGUCUGUUCCUGACGGAGAUGACCUUGAAGAUGUACGGCCUCGGAGCCAGAAACUACUUCCACUCGUCCUUCAACUGCUUUGACUUUGGGGUGAUCGUGGGAAGCAUUUUUGAGGUCAUCUGGGACAUGAUAAAACCAGGAGCAUCGUUUGGGAUCAGCGUGCUUCGGGCGUUGAGACUCCUCCGGAUUUUCAAAGUCACCAAAUACUGGAACUCGUUGAGGAAUCUCGUCGUUUCCCUUCUCAACUCCAUGAAGUCCAUCAUCAGCCUGCUCUUCCUCCUCUUCCUCUUCAUCGUGGUCUUCGCUUUGCUCGGCAUGCAGCUCUUCGGCGGACAGUUUAACUUUGAAGAUGAGACACCAACAACAAACUUUGAUACCUUCCCAGCAGCCAUCCUCACUGUGUUCCAGAUCCUGACCGGCGAGGACUGGAACGCCGUCAUGUACCACGGCAUCGAGUCUCAUGGCGGCGUUCACCGUGGGAUGUUCUCCUCCAUCUACUUCAUCGUCCUCACGCUCUUUGGAAACUACACUCUGCUGAACGUCUUCUUGGCCAUCGCUGUUGAUAACCUCGCCAACGCCCAAGAGCUGACGAAGGAUGAAGAGGAGCAGGAGGAAGCAGCCAAUAAGAAGCUCGCUCUGCAGAAAGCUCUGGAAGUAAAAGAAGUCAGCCCGAUGUCAGCCGCCAACAUUUCCAUCGCUGCUUUUGUAAAGCAAAAUCGAGAUGCACUCUCUCGCAGGUCGUCCGUCACCAGCAUUCAGUCACCCAAGGAGCAGCAGCGAUCUGCUAAGAGCAUGUCGGUGUGGGAGCAGCGGACCAACCAGCUGAGGAAGCACAACAUGAAGACGAGCACCGAGGCGCUGUUCAACGAGCUGGACCCGGACGAGCGCCUCGCCGCCUCCAGCGCCCUCCACCUGCACCCCGACAUGAAGACGCACACCGACCGGCCGCUCGUCCUGGAGGACAAGAACGGCGACCAGACCCGAGCCGGCGCGCCGGAGGAGGCGGCCGGGCCCGGCGUCCGGGACAGCUUCCACUCCAGGAGGCGCCACCACCACCGGGACCGGAACGGGGACGGCGGCGACGGCCAGGCGGUCCGGCGCCACAGCCACCACGGCCGCAGCAGGGAGCACAACGCCGACGCCGCCCAGGACAGGGAGAGGCUCCGCCCACAAAACGGGUCACCGGAGGAGGAGCGAGGCCAUCGGCACCACCGCUCCCGCCGCACGCCGAAGGAAGGAAACGGGCCGCUGACGAACGGAGCGCAAGACGACGGGAAAGGGAGAGGAGACAACGGAGAGAAGAAGCUGCGCUCCUCACGCAUCCAGAGGGACAGACAGGCAGACACGGAGGACGACAGCCUUGCUGGGAGUCCGUUGCAGCUGAAGCGAAGCAGCCUGACGCCGAGUGAGAAACAGGAAGAUGCCGACAACCAGAAGAACUCGACCAGAGCCAGCCAGGCCGCCCUGAACAGCAACGCCAUCCACAUCCCCGUCACCAUCACCGCGCCGCCCGGAGAAACCACCAUCAUUCCCAUGAACAGCAUCGAUUGUGGGAACUUCCAGCUCAGCGAGGAGAAGAAGGACCUGGAAGAGGAGGAGGAGGAGGAGGCCGCUAACGGGCCGCGGCAGAUUCUUCCCUACAGCUCCAUGUUCGUCUUCGGACAAACAAACCCGGUGCGGCGCCUGUGUCACUACGUGGUCAACCUGCGCUACUUUGAGAUGUGCAUCCUGAUUGUCAUCACCAUGAGCAGCAUCACGCUGGCCGCCGAGGACCCGGUGGAGGCCAACGCCGACCGCAACAUCGCUCUGAAGUACCUGGACUAUGUCUUUACUGGAGUCUUCACGUUUGAGAUGGUGAUAAAGAUGAUCGACCUGGGCCUGCUCCUCCACCCCGGCUCGUACUUCCGUGACCUUUGGAACAUCCUGGACUUCAUCGUGGUCAGCGGCGCCUUGGUGGCCUUCGCCUGCUCGAGCCUCAUGGGAUCACAACAAAGUGUGGCCAGAGGAACGAAGGGGAAAGACAUCAACACCAUCAAAUCCCUGCGUGUGCUGCGAGUUCUGCGACCUCUGAAGACCAUCAAGCGGCUGCCGAAGCUGAAGGCUGUGUUCGACUGUGUUGUGAACUCUCUGAAGAACGUCCUGAACAUCCUCAUCGUCUACAUCCUCUUCAUGUUCAUCUUUGCUGUUAUCGCUGUUCAGCUCUUCAAAGGCAAAUUCUUCUACUGCACCGACGAGUCCAAAGGUCUGGAGAAAGACUGCAGAGGUCAGUUUCUGGAGUACGAUCGUGAGGAAGUGACGGCUCAGCCCAGAGAGUGGAAGAAGUACGAGUUUCACUACGAUAAUGUUCUCUGGGCUUUCCUGACGCUGUUCACCGUCUCCACCGGAGAGGGCUGGCCACUGGUCCUGAAGCACUCUGUGGACGCCACGUACGAAGACCAGGGCCCCAGCCCGGGCUUCCGCAUGGAGACGUCCAUCUUCUACGUGGUCUACUUCGUGGUGUUUCCGUUCUUCUUCGUCAACAUUUUUGUAGCUCUGAUCAUCAUCACCUUCCAGGAGCAGGGAGACAAAGCGAUGUCAGAGUGCAGCCUGGAGAAGAACGAGAGGGCCUGUAUCGACUUCGCCAUCAACGCCAGGCCGCUAACACGAUACAUGCCGGAGAACAAGCAGUCCUUCCAGUACAAGAUGUGGAAGUUCGUGGUGUCGUCACCUUUCGAGUACGCCAUCAUGACUUUAAUCGCCCUCAACACCGUCGUCCUGAUGAUGAAGUUCUACGGAGCUCCAAUGGUGUACGAGUCUAUGCUGAAAUACCUCAACAUCGUCUUCACUGGUCUCUUCACACUAGAGUGCAUCCUCAAGAUUAUUGCUUUCAAUCCACUGAACUACCUGAAGGAACCCUGGAACGUGUUUGACUUUGUGACGGUGAUUGGGAGCAUCACAGACAUUUUGUUCACAGAGAUAAAUACGAACAAGAUGAUAAACCUGAGUUUCCUGCGGCUGUUCAGAGCCGCUCGCCUCAUCAAGCUGCUGCGUCAGGGCUACACCAUCCGCAUCCUGCUGUGGACCUUCGUUCAGUCCUUCAAGGCUCUGCCGUAUGUCUGCCUGCUGAUCGCCAUGUUGUUCUUCAUCUACGCCAUCAUUGGGAUGCAGGUGUUCGGGAACAUCGAGUUGAACGAAGAAACCUCCAUAAAUCACCACAACAACUUCCAGACCUUCUUCCAGGCCCUGACCCUCCUGUUCAGGAGUGCAACAGGCGAGGCGUGGCAUGAGAUCAUGCUGGCCUGCCUCAGUAACCGGCCAUGUGAUAAACUCUCAGGAAGUUCUGGGAAGGAGUGCGGCAGCGAUUUCGCCUACUUCUACUUCGUGUCCUUCAUCUUCCUCUGCUCCUUCCUGAUGUUGAAUCUGUUCGUUGCCGUCAUCAUGGACAACUUUGAGUAUCUAACUCGAGACGCCUCCAUCCUCGGGCCGCACCACCUGGACGAGUUCAUCCGCGUGUGGGCAGAGUACGACCCCGCCGCCUGCGGCCGCAUAAGUUACAGUGACAUGUACGAGAUGCUUCGCGACAUGUCUCCUCCGCUCGGUCUGGGGAAGAAAUGCCCUCCCCGGGUCGCCUACAAGCGCCUGGUGAGGAUGAACAUGCCGAUCGCCGACGACAACACGGUCCAUUUCACCUCCACGCUGAUGGCUCUGAUCCGCACCGCACUGGAGAUCAAGCUGGCGUCCGGCGUGCUGGCACAGCGUCUGUGCGACGCCGACCUGAAGCGGGAGAUCCACCGCGUUUGGCCCAACCUGCAGCAGAAGACCGUCGACCUGCUGGUCACGCCGCAUAAGUACAACGAGCUGACGGUGGGGAAAGUUUAUGCUGCCCACAUGAUCUUUGACUACUACAAACAGAACCGGGCCAAGAAGCUCCAGCAGCAGAACCCGUCUGGGAUCUCUCAGAGUAAGCUGGGCGCUCUGUUCCGCCCGGUUCUGCCCUUCACUCAUCUACACGAGCCGGCGCCGCCAAUCAAACCGGCUCCGCCACCAGAACCAGAACCCAAACCACAAGCCCCGCCCACUUCCACCAGCAGCACCGCCACCAAUAUGGAUGCCAACAUGGACGCCGUUCUGAACCAGAGGACUUCCAUCAAACAUUCCCAGUCUGGAGAUUUCUCCCCGGCGGCUGCGAGGCUGAAGCCGCGCCGCCGGCUACAGAGAGGCCAGUCAGAGGACGUCCACCGCUGCAGCAGAGCUCAGGAGCGGCAGGCCGACCCGAAGCCGGAGAACAUGUCUGACGCAGAGGGCCAGCCUGGCCUGGAGGGCCACACCAGAGCCGCAUCGCUGCCACGCCUAAACGCAGAGUACCACCGGAGCCACCCUCGCCACGCCCCCGGGACACACCUGGCACCGAUCGUUGACCUCAGCCCAAUAAAACGCUCGGCGUCAUCGCUGACGCCCCAGCAGAUCGGGUUGAGGGACUACGACCUGGAGCGGGUCGACCAGAGCCGGUUCUGUGCCGGACCGGACCCGGAACGGACCCACCACUAUCACCACCAUCACCGCUGUCACCGCCGCAGAGACAAGGACAAAGACAGGAAGCAGAAGUCUCUGGAUAAAACGUCCUCAGCGCCGCCGACCGGCGCAGUCGGUUCGUUUGAAGACCCGUCAGCCGACGGUUUGUCCAGAGAGCGAGCGAGGGAGCGGGACCGCAGCCGGCCCCAUGAGAGGAGGCACCACUCCUCCGCUGGGGAGAAGCAGCGCUACUACUCCUGCGAGCGCUACGGCAGCAGGGAGCCGGGUCAGGCCCGGUCGGCCGGUCCGAGCCGGUCCACGUCUCCGGGAGAGAGCCAGGACUCUGGCCUCAUCAAACAGCAGGGAAGCACUGUGACGAAGCCGCCGUCUGGUACCAGCGCUCAGGCCCGCGGGCGCCGCCAGCUCCCCCAGACGCCGCUCACGCCUCGGCCCGCCGUGGCCUACAAGACCCCCACCUCCUCAGCUGCUACGCCCAGCGCCUCCACGCCCGGGUCUCGCUUCGUCCGCGCCGCAUCGGAGCACGACCGCCUGCUAGCGGCUCAGGAGGAGCCCAAAGCUCCAGUUGGUCCGGACUCUAACGCGAGCCGGCAGCAGCUGGACUCGUCCCUGCUGGAGGAGGGCGAGGACUUCCAGGAUGCUGUGAGCAGCCAUGGGGGGGGACACUCCUCCAGAAGCGCCGCCGCGCAGGGGCGGGCAGCGGGCGUGCCGAACGGCUACCACUUCACGCUGGGGUCUGCGCCGGGCAGCAGCAGGGGAGUGGCGGGUCUCAGGGAGCGGGAGGAGGAGGACUGGUGCUAGCUGGGCGCGAAGCUUCACAGCUGAAACUGAAACGCUAAAAACCUGCUGCUGAGCGCCGAGGUCGGCCGGCUGGAGCCCGGCAACUGGGACUGUGCUGCUGAAGGAGUUCACUGAUCAUUCACUGCCAAAACACCAAAUACUACCCAGUGUUGUUGGUCCAGUUUCUACUGGAAAUAUAUUCAUACACUUGAAAUACGAUUAAACUAACUCACUAGUAACUUUUCAGCAAGAUAUAGGAGCUGGUUUUAGGUAAAAAAAUCCCUUAAUAUUGACAAAGUACUGACUCCACUGUGAUUAUUUUAUAGAAUG
Molecule: messenger RNA, 7048 nt
Organism: Poecilia latipinna (sailfin molly)
Lineage: Eukaryota; Metazoa; Chordata; Actinopteri; Cyprinodontiformes; Poeciliidae
Product: voltage-dependent N-type calcium channel subunit alpha-1B-like
Exons: 48
Coding region: 473-6739 (2088 amino acids)
Biological process (GO): calcium ion import across plasma membrane; chemical synaptic transmission
Cellular component (GO): voltage-gated calcium channel complex; neuronal cell body; membrane
Molecular function (GO): high voltage-gated calcium channel activity; calcium ion binding
Source: RefSeq, a predicted model, not a curated record